Messenger RNA from Petromyzon marinus (sea lamprey), 5852 nucleotides. It is a transcript of the gene NOSTRIN, whose product is annotated as nitric oxide synthase trafficking. The record is from RefSeq and is a predicted model, not a curated record. NCBI's taxonomy places the organism in Eukaryota, Metazoa, Chordata, Hyperoartia, Petromyzontiformes, Petromyzontidae. Gene Ontology annotation, cellular component: plasma membrane; cytoplasm. Gene Ontology annotation, molecular function: protein binding.
AGUACGUCAUUAAAUUCCUAAUUUUAUUGGCAAAAAACGCAUGUCACAAACCUAAUAAUCCUUCAAGUGAGCCUCUUUGAUCAACUUGGCAUGAAAUGCAAGGUAGGUGAGUGUGUGGAAGAGAGACGGGACAGAAUGGCCACACAUAGCCCGCAGAAUGUAGUGUGCAGGUAUGAGUUUGGCGAGGGGCUAAUUAUGGAUGGGUCCAGGCCAAUGAAAUGCAUGCAGGUGCUGUCUGCUCCGGCUUAUUGCUUGCCCAGACCCGUUGUUCAUUGCUAGUCGCCACGAUGCCCUUCACUCCGUGUUGUCAAAGCAUAUAAAAAAAAAUCAACUCAACAGCAGAGGCGGGGGAUGUCCCGGAAGGCGUGACAGUAGUCAUGUGGUUUGUCUUUUUUUAAAUAGGCACACACACUGGACAUAGCCCGGCCGAGUUGGGAACAAGACCAGCCACCGUUCACUCUUCUCGUCUUCCCCACUGGCUGUGAACGUGCUCUCUCUUUGACUUUGAAUACGGGUGAAUGCGCAGCGACCAAUGUCAGAACAUCAAGAUCGGUGAAAAAUAAUAAAGACCACGUAGAAGAGAGCUGCAGACAUGCAAGACCCGAAAAGUGAAGUCACGUACGCAAAGAUCUACGAAGAGCUGCUCAAGUCCGUCAAACACGGAACAGAUUUCUGUAAGGAGGUGACCGCCGUGUUCCAGAUCAGGGCUGACCUGGAACUCAACUAUGGCCGAACCCUGAAAAAGCUUGUGACUCGGCUAUGCAAAGUAUCUAGCAAGAUCGAGAAAGGCUCGGUGUUGAAUGCUUUGCUCGCAGUAUACCAAGAAAUGACUUCAACAUCUGAACUACACAUAAAUCUCGCCAAAGCCUUUCAAGAAGACUUUGUGAAAACCCUGCAAGUGGAAAUUGAUGAGGAGUGCAAGAGAAAGAAGCAGUUGGAGCAAACUGUCGACAAGGCAACAAAGAUCAUGACUGAAAACCGCAGCAACCAGCUCAAGCUGCAGAGAAAGCUUUACCAGUGCUCGCGGAACCACGAGAUGUUGUUAGUCACGUUCUCGGCAGGUUUCUCCAUUCGCAAUGACAAGGACAGCAGAAAGGUGGAAGCACGGAUGCAAAAGUCUAUGUCGGCCCUGGAGAAGGCAGACCAAGAGUACUAUGAGCAUAACAUCUUGGGGGCUCAGUACCGAUGCCAGUGGGAGAGGACCAUGGAGCAAAACUGUGAGGAACUGAAGGAACUGCAGAACAAGAGACUUCUGAGCCUGCAGGAGCUUCUCAACAAGUACAGCAUCCUCCUCACUGACCACACCAGCUCCAUCACCAAUAUCACAGGUAAAGUGCAGGAGUCGGUGGGUCGGAUCAGCGUGUACCAGGAUCUCCAGCCACUUCUCGAGGGGAUGUCCAACUGGGCUCACCACGAGAACACGGAGCUCAUGCUUGCAGACUACUACGAAGAAGUAGCCAGGAGUCACAUGGAUGAAGGGAGACUUGCAGACUCGUUGAACAACAAGAUCUCCCGCCUGAAUACAGAACUGCAGAAAACCAGGAAUGAAAACAACGCUUUAAGGAGACUCACUGGAACAUACGGUGAAACGUCUUCUUUCGCGCACACCAGAGCCCAAUUGGAAAGCAAACUGGGAGAGGGGCAGUUCAAGGUGCAUCUGCUUGAGCUGAAUCAGCACAAGCUGGAGUGUGUGCUCGCCGACCUGGAGACGCAUGAACGACCCCGUCACAUGCUCUCCGACCGUGUCAUCGCCUGGUCCGACAAGCAGGGCCUCAAGCAUGCCAUGAUCCGGAUGCCCAAGCUGAAGCUGGACGAGGGCUGCGCCCUGAGCAUACCCGAGGCAGAGACGGUGGAGGGCUGUGGCCUGCCAAACUGCCCGCUCGGCUCGAGGCACGGCACCCACGGGCAACACGCGGCCAGAACCAUGGCCCCCCCGGGCGUCGGCGUCCGACAAAUCCGGCCUACUUCCCUGCCGCACCGGCAAAACAACAACAACACACGCGGCAAGUGGCGGCGCAUCGCCAGCAUGAGGAACAGCCUCAUGCUGAGGAACGGUGAGCCCGCGGGAAGUGCUCAGCGGCCCAAUCACCGCAUCAAUGAGGGCAGCCCCGCCGCUCGGCACCUCGGAGCAAGGUCGGGAGCCGCAGCUCGGAGGGUUCCCGCCAGGAUUCCCCGGGCGCCCCAUCCGAGGGGCUCCGUAAUCGGGUGGUUCAACUCGGGGGAAGGACACGAGACACAAGAGCGGGUCGAUGGGGCCGAAAACUCCAGCAGUCCUUUUGCGGGAACGGAUGUUGGUGGGGAAUUGAGAGCCAUUCCGGGCAGUCUUCAAAGCGACAUCCACGCCCAACUGGAGGAGACAGAUGGAUCCAGCAUUGUUACAGUUGAAGGUUUGGGCAUGCAGGGAGCCGCUUCCCGCGAUGAGCAGCAAGCAGCAUUCGGAUCCACCAACACGACAGAUGGAGCGAACAGUGAACAAUUUGCAACAGGGACCAGGGCUCAUGCUGAUCUGAACUAUCGGGUAGAAGGUUCGCAGGCGAGCCUUUUAACCAACACCAUCGGGGCUGCGGCUUCUGACUUGUCAAUUGAUACCUACCAGGGUGAACCUUUACCAGUAAUUGGAAAAUGCCGAGUCCUUUACGAUCACAUUGCCAUCACGGAUGAAGAGCUGACCGUUAGGGAAGGUGAAAUUCUCAACAUCCACAGAAAGGACCCAGAUGGGUGGUGGUUUGGAGAGGUGAACGGACAAGAGGGACUAUUUCCAGCCCUGUACGUGCAGGAAAUCCCCUUGGUUGAUUGAUGCUUCACACAAGACAAUGAUGCUUUACACAAGACAAUGAUGCUUUUUGGCUCAACUUUAAAAGCACAGAGCAAUGAUCAACUGAAACUUUUGAACAGAAUGCCUUUCUGCUAACGCGCACCAACAUAUAAUAAUGUUUUUUUUGUAAAGGUUGCAUAACAAUUGUUCAUUUAAAGUUAAUUAAAUACUACAGGCUAUCCAUAAACACGUCAUCCAUUCUUAAUAAGUGGCAAGCAGACAUUGACUUUGGCAUUUAGAUCCUGAACAUAUUUCCAUAAACCUAUACACACUCGGUUGUUGGAAGAAUUUGUCAUACGAGUCUCACCCCUCUAAAGCUCCACAUGUCCGCCAUGACGUUGGGGACUCGCAUCGUACCGAUAUUCGAGAGUCUUAGUUGUUCAGGUACAGCCAUGCAGUGUUCCCUGUGUAGUAAUUGAUUCCAAUGCUUAUUUUAGGUUAUGCUAACGAAGAAAAAAAAUACAUCAAUAAGCUUAUUUGCUGCCAACAGUUCAACUACACAAUGAACACUGCUGUUUAUAAUUUUAAUGAAUGGACGAUACUUUUUAUUGACACCCUGUAUAUAUCAACCUUGAGUUUAACGCGUAACAAUAUUUUAAGUGGAAAAAAUUGCACAAUACACACUUUCUAUUAUUUUGCGUAUUGAUUUAUAUCAGGCAUGAGGUAUUGUAAAUGUAUUUGUAUCAACUGCCAGGUAUUUUUUUUUUAUUUCAGCGUGAAUCUACAUAUUAAUGCUUGGUGAUGUUUCUAUUGAGAAAAGAUACACUUAAUGAUGUAAUGCCAUAUCCGUUUAAGGUACAGCGUCUGUCACCUGUUUUCUUUUUUGUGCUUGAAACGAUCUAAUUUAUUUCAUAGCUUUAUGUACCGGAAGUUUUUAAGUGACUGGCAAAAGUGCGGUUCACACAAAUACGAAGAUCAAUCAUGCACAUUGAUUUUGCAGAGGACCUCUGAGUAAACCUGAGGCCAUACUUAGGUUGUAAAUACAUUUCAAAUCGAGUACUGUAUAGUUUUUCCUAUACAGUACUCGAUUUGAAAUGCACACACAGUUAUUUGUCAGCAGGGCAGUAUACUAUGCUGUUUAUUAAUUCAACUUGUGAUCCAUUUUACAGAAACACUUGAUUAUAAAAAUAUACACAUUUUCUUGACGUUAAUUCGCACAAUCACGCAAAUCAUCCUUUGCCUGUUUAUAUUUGGUUUAAUUCUGUUUGUGUUGGCUGAUAAUGCAUGACUUUCAACGAUGUGUUUUACACAUUUCACUGUAUUAUAAUAACACUGAUUAAGCUUCCAUUGCGCCAUGCCUAUGUUAUUUGUAUUCAUACAUUUGAGUCUGAAAAAAAUAUAUGAAUGUGUUCAAAUAGCUUCAUAAUCCUUUGUAGAAGGGUAAUUGAUUUCAUUGUAAGCGCUGUUUAUGUGACCCUACAUAAUUUAAUCAGUAGUCCGUCAACCCACGUGGUUUAUUGGAUUUGUGGAAGGUCCAGCAAAGCAAUUUUCCAUCUUCUAUUCAAGGCAAGCUUCAGGCAGUGCCAAGUUCUGACAGUUCAUUUCAUCCUGAGGCCAAAAAUCAAAUUGUGUUCCUAUUCAUUCUGAAGGAUAAACUAUAUACGUAUACAUGUAUGCAUUUUUUUCCGUUUUAACAAUUGCAAAAAUAACAUUGUUUAAAUGUCAGACUCUUCAUUUAUCCUGGAGAAAUCCGAUGAACUAUGAAGCUCUUUUUCACAGAUGUCCAGUAGUUUCAAAUAUGUCCAGUAGGCUCUUGAAACCAAUACAAGGGAUUUAAAUUGUCCAAAAUAUCACGGCUGACACUUUUGUCUACUGGUCGGUCAACCCACAGCCGUGCCAGAGGGAAAGACGAAAUGGUAUAGAAGUUAGGAAUAAUCACACAAAAGCAAAUUACAGCACCGCACUUCAAUUUUCGAAAUUAUUUAUUUGGAUGUUUUUUUAAUGUACAGAAGUCUAAUUAUUGUUAAUUUUGACGUAAAAAUCCACACAGCUGCUGAAUUAGAAAAAUCCACCGUGCACAUAUAGAGAGCCAUGAAAAACAAUACAAUAAAGUGUUAAAUCCAUACAUAUUUUGCGUAAAAUGCCAAUAUACAUGAGGGUGUACCUGUCAAGUGAGAUGAAAACCAACGUUUGGUCAAGAAGCAGAAAGCACGCCCAUACCUGUAGGUACGUUUCAUUGAGGCUCUGCAUUGUUUCGACUGGAUUAUACAUGAUAGUACAACUUUUAUGUCGUCAUGUCUUUUGAUAUUGUUGGCCAGUUGUCCCCCAAAUUAUCUAUGUAAAAAGUGAAAUGUCUACACAACACACAAAUGUUGAAUUGUGAACUUCAGAGGACGCUUGUUGAACAGUCAUCAUGCAGUCAGAAAGGCAUCUCCAAGGUGUCUCUAAAUCUGUUUUAUCUGUGGGCAUUUAUGCCUCUUUUCCAUUUCAAUAGUGCAUAUUUUCCAAGCAGGAUGGAAUAAAUGUGCAUAUUUGUCGGCCGUAUGGUGGAAAAGGGAGAGUACUUUAUUGGGCUACACAGAUAUUAUUUGGUGUCAUAAAUUCGGUUCUUGCUGUACACUGUACGAGCAUUAAUUUAAUGUUAUUAAAAAAGCACUGAUUUUAACCGUUGUGUUCAAAUUCAACUGUCGGUUACUUCCUAAGUGAUUUCAUCAACGAGCGUCGAUGUGUUAAUGUCUGUGCCAUCGUUUUACUUGUAAUAGUGUGCAGAAUAGCUUACAUUAUUUAUGGCUGGUGCUAUUCUCUGAACAUUUUAGUUGUUUUCACUCAAAAACAAAUAGUGUAAUGCACAUUUGUUGAACUUGAUUCUGUGCAAUAACAUGUUUCAUCAUUUUAUGCAGAUUUUUUUAAGGAAGAUACAAUCCAAGAAACAUAUUUUGUCUUAUAGAUCAGUGGUUCUCAACCUGUGGUCCACGGUCAACAGUCCACCAGGCCGUGGGAAGUGGUCUGCAGAACUGUUGCAAAUACUACGAUAUUUUACAUAAAACACCAUAUUUUUUACUGCCUAUUGCACAACUAAUAAAAAGAAAGUUAAUCA